Molecule: messenger RNA, 533 nt
Organism: Aspergillus nomiae NRRL 13137
Lineage: Eukaryota; Fungi; Ascomycota; Eurotiomycetes; Eurotiales; Aspergillaceae
Product: H(+)-transporting V1 sector ATPase subunit F
Exons: 4
Biological process (GO): proton transmembrane transport
Cellular component (GO): fungal-type vacuole membrane; proton-transporting V-type ATPase, V1 domain
Molecular function (GO): proton-transporting ATPase activity, rotational mechanism
Source: RefSeq, a predicted model, not a curated record
GACAGUGUCACCCUUGUCCCAGAUCCCACUUUCUUUCGAGCUGUUCCCUUCGCCGACUGCUCGUAUCUAUCACAAUGGCGGCCCAAGCCAAGGACCGGCAGUUCCUUGCUGUCAUCGGAGAUGAAGACUCGGUGACUGGACUUCUUCUCGCUGGUGUUGGUGUAAGCGAUUUCAAGAACGCUAUAGCAGCCGACAUGUCCGAUAGUGAACUAAUCGGCUUUCCAAAGCAUGUCACAGAUCCCCCCGACUCCCAAAGGAAUUUCCUUGUGGUAGACUCCAAGACCGAAACCUCUACGAUUGAGAAAGCGUUCCAAAACUUUACUCAGGAAAGAAAAGAUAUUGCUAUCGUUCUCAUCAAUCAACAUUGCGUUGUCGUGCUUACGGGAGAACAGGUUGCAGAGCGCAUCCGCCACAGUGUUGAUUCCUUCGCCGAUCCAUUUCCCGCCGUCCUAGAAAUCCCAAGCAAGGAUCACCCAUACGACCCCGAGAAGGAUAGCGUGCUUAAACGGGUGCGGCGUCUGUUUGGAGAGUAG